CUUAAUAAAAAGUUGAGAAAAUAUCGCCAACAAGAACAAACAAACGCUCUUCUAUUUGUUUGUUUUUUUUAUCAUUUUUUCAAGUUUCCAGAAAGAAGAUAGGAAGCAAAAGAAAUCGAAAGGUAAUCAUUCGAACAAGGUAUUGCAUCCAUUCAAAAUAGUUCAUGGACCGGUGGUCAGGUAAAAGAGCCAUUGAGGCGCGACCUGACUCCAAGAAGGGAGCUGGUGUUGUCCUGAGAGACAGAGGAUUCAACAGCAAUAUUUGCAGUGAUGAGAAAAAAUCAAAGAAGUUCACUCGGUUUGUUGGCUCUUCAUACAAGAAAGAGAAAGCAGUUUGGUCUUCAGCUUCAAGCCGCUCUUUCCCAAACGGGAAGGAAGUCGUUGGAACUUCCUCUAAGAUUCCCGUCUCUUCUAGUAGCUCCUCUUCUGUUAAAAAUGAGAAGCAGCCUCAGAUAGUAACGGAUUCAUCAGAGAGCAGCAAAGGCAGCGAGGACGAGAGAGAGAGAGAGAUCUUGGUAGUGGAAUCCUCAGAUUUGCCGUCAAGCUCGAGAGUCAAGAAAGGUUUAAGGGAGAGAUUUGGGCUGAGCAAGCAAGAGUUUCGUCCUGGUCCUUCAACAAACCGAGGGUGCAGCCCGUUGUUAAGUGGUUUUGGAUUGGAGAAAAGACUCGGUGGGAAGAAGAUAGAUACGAUCAGUAAGAGAAGAGUUUAUGGAGAAAGCAGCAGCUCUAGCUCCUCUUCAGCUAGAGGAAAAAAGAUAGUGGCAGAGCUACCUGCUGAAGAGAGACGUGGGGCAAGACACUGCAUUCUGAAUGAGGACAACGGUGGUGUUGCUUCAGUUGGAGGUCAGAGAUCAUCAUCAGUAAACAGAGGUAAUAAUAGCCGUAUUAGAUUCUCAAACCGAGGGAGUGGUAGAAAUGGUUUAUCCUCUAUUACAACAAGAGAGAUGUCUCAGACUGAAACAUCAUCAUCAAACAAUCUCAAUUCUCCAGUCUCUUUGGAGCUCUUCUCUGGUUUCCCGGACUUUGGUUCUUUAUCGAGUCAAGACAGUUUUCGCAAUUACAAUUUAGAUGGGAUCUCUGAGAUUUUGCCAGAACUUGAUAGGAUUGAGCAAGACAUUGAGCUUAAUUACGAGGAACUGCUUAUCAUGGAGACAGGUUUACUUCUCGGUGGACUAAGUUUCUAUGACCAACACCGUGACAUGAGGCUAGACAUUGAUAACAUGUCCUAUGAGGAACUAUUAGCUUUAGAAGAGAGAAUUGGUACUGUAAGCACUGCUCUCACAGAAGAAGCUAUAUCAAAGAGCUUGAAAACAAGCAUCUAUCAGAUAAAACCUGAUCACAAGGAAGAUGCCAAAUGCAGCAUCUGCCAGGAAGAGUAUACAAUAGGUGAUGAAGUUGGAAGGCUACACUGUGAGCACGCAUACCACUUGAAAUGUGUGCAAGAAUGGUUGCGGAUGAAGAGUUGGUGCCCAAUCUGCAAAACAGCUGCAGACACCUCUUCCUCUAAGUAAACCGUCUUCUUCCUCCUGGUUUCGUGAUAGUAUUUAUUUCAUCCAAAGCUUGUGAACAACAAUGGAACCCGCCUAAAAAAGGGCCUCAGCAUUUCCUUUGUGUACAUACAGAUUCACACUGGCUUUAUCUCUCUCUCUCUCUUUUGCAUGUGUUCUCUCCAUCUCUUUUGUUUAACGACACAACUCUCCUGUGUUUUUCUUCCGCUUUUCGCAUGUUUCCUGUUUACUCAGUAAUGUAAAGCUGGGAAGGUAGAAAAAGAUGUCAUUUGAAGAACAAAGAUUUCAUCAUACAUUCUUAGUCUCGGUAAAUGUAAAAAAAAAUGUAAAAGUGAUGUCAAAGUGUUUUCAAGAAAUGAAUAUAAGACUAUUAUGUUACAUACAA
Messenger RNA from Raphanus sativus (radish), 1893 nucleotides. RefSeq lists its product as uncharacterized. The record is from RefSeq and is a predicted model, not a curated record. Gene Ontology annotation, molecular function: ubiquitin protein ligase activity. The transcript is spliced from 5 exons. Bases 165 to 1511 code for a protein of 448 amino acids. Lineage: Eukaryota; Viridiplantae; Streptophyta; Magnoliopsida; Brassicales; Brassicaceae.